This is a messenger RNA of Ricinus communis (castor bean), 2047 nucleotides long. RefSeq lists its product as uncharacterized. Bases 409 to 1893 code for a protein of 494 amino acids. NCBI's taxonomy places the organism in Eukaryota, Viridiplantae, Streptophyta, Magnoliopsida, Malpighiales, Euphorbiaceae. The transcript has 7 exons. The record is from RefSeq and is a predicted model, not a curated record. Gene Ontology annotation, molecular function: protein binding.
AAAAGCCUAUAAAAAUAUGAUAUAAUGACAACUUUGAUUAAGAGACAGAUCUUAUGAUGAAGACUGUAGGAUAUGACUUUCCUCAUGCUACCUCUACUUUCUUUUCCUCUAACUGACCUCAUCUCUUCACUAUUAAUCCUUGCAUGUCCGCAAUCACCAUUUCACCAUCCUCUCCGUGCUUGUGUGUGUGUGUGUGUCUCUCUCUCUCUCUCUCUAACACAAACACACAAGAUUCAAAAAGUUCUUUACUAAUUAUCAUGUAAAAGAAAGAAAAGUUUCAUAACUAUAUGAUUUGUGGGGUCUCCUUCUCAAGUUGGUGUAUAUAAUAAUGCAAAGCUUAAAUCUUUACAUUUGAGCAUUUCUUGUUCUUGUUCUUUCUUUCAACUUGUAGCUUGACAAAAACUAACAAUGUGUAAGAAUUGGGUUGUUUUUGCCUUCACCUUUCUAGUUCUCCUCAGUGGGUUAUCCUCAGUUUCAGCUACACCUCCUGUUAAAAUUGUAAGUGGGGUUGUCUCCAAUGUUGUUUCUGCACUUGUCAAGUGGCUCUGGUCACUCAAAUCUAAUACUAAAACAGCUGCCUCUAGCCGUUCAAUGAUGAAAUUUGAAGGUGGGUAUACAGUUGAGACAGUGUUCGAUGGAAGUAAGCUUGGGAUUGAACCACAUACUGUUGAUGUCUCUCCAAGUGGAGAGCUUUUGGUUUUGGAUUCAGAGAAUAGUAACAUUUACAAGAUCUCAACACCGUUGUCUAGAUAUAGCAGGCCCAAGCUAAUAGCUGGAUCACCUGAAGGGUACUCUGGACAUGUAGAUGGGAGACUAAGAGAAGCAAGAAUGAACCACCCCAAAGGCCUUACAGUGGACAACAGAGGAAAUAUAUACAUUGCAGACACGAUGAACAUGGCUAUCAGAAAGAUCAGUGAUGGAGGGGUGACAACUAUAGCAGGAGGAAAGUGGACUCGUGCGGGUGGCCAUGUUGAUGGUCCAAGUGAAGAUGCAAAGUUUUCAAAUGAUUUUGACAUAGCUUAUAUUGGAAGCAGUUGCUCUCUUCUGGUUAUAGAUAGAGGGAACCAGGCAAUUCGAGAGAUUCAACUCAAUGAUGAUGACUGUAACAAUCAAUAUGAUGGCACUUUCCAUUUAGGAAUAGCAGUUCUUGUUGCUGCUGCAUUUUUUGGCUACAUGUUAGCAUUGCUGCAGUGGAGGGUUCAAACAUUGUUUUCUCCCCGCAAUGAUCCAAGAACUUAUAUGAAGAACGGCACACCAAUGGCACCAUACCAGAGGCCUCCUAAACCUGUCAGGCCUCCUUUGGUUCCUAGUGAUGAUGAACCUGAUAAACCAGAUGAGGGCUUUUUUGGUUCACUAGGGAAGCUUGUUCUCGGGGGAUUAUUUUCAGGGUUUAGAAGGAAGCCUCUCCACUACCAGUUCCAGCAGCAGUAUCAGCAACAACUCAAACAUUCAAAUCCAUGGCCAAUGCAAGAGAGUUUUGUGAUUCCAGAUGAAGAUGAGCCCCCAUCACUAGAAACCAGAACUCCUACAUCAAAGAAAGCCUACCCAUCUAUGACCAAUGGCGUAGAAAAGCACUACCAAUUUAAGCAAAGCAGUGGUUACUAUAAUGGCUGGGAUGGUGAUUAUCACCAACAGCAACAAAUGCAGAUGCAAGUGCAAAUGCAGCAGCACCAGAAACAGCAGCAGCAUCAUCAUAGGCAUUAUACAUCCAACCCAAAAACAUACUACGAAAAGAGCUGUGAGACAAAUGAAAUUGUGUUUGGGGCAGUUCAAGAACAGGAUGGCCGGCGUGAAGCUGUAGUGAUAAAGGCUGUUGACUAUGCGGAUCCUAGGUAUAAUCACCACAACAUUCGACCUCGAUUCAACUACGUCGGUUACUCUCACGGAUAUUAGUCAUCUUUUAGUUAUAUUGCUGGUGAUGGAGCAAAAGAAUUUGUUGAGCUUUACAUGUCAUAUGAGUAUGGAAAAUAGAUGUAGGAAGAAACCCUGUAAUGUUUCUCUGUAUUCCAUUUGUUUAUUAUUUGUUUAUUUUUCUUUCUUGCCCUUA